GAGUCAGAGUCAGAAGCAAAAAUAGAUGGAGAAACUGCGUCAGACAGUGAGAGCCGAGCUGAACCUGCCCCUCCAACAACCUCCGUAGAUGAUACCCCAGAGGUCCUCAACAGGGCCCUUUCCAACUUGUCAUCAAGAUGGAAGAACUGGUGGGUGAGAGGCAUCCUGACGUUGGCCAUGAUUGCAUUUUUCUUCAUCAUCAUUUACCUGGGACCAAUGGUUUUAAUGAUGAUUGUGAUGUGUGUUCAGAUUAAGUGUUUUCAUGAGAUAAUCACUAUUGGCUACAACGUCUACCACUCCUAUGACCUGCCCUGGUUCAGGACCCUCAGCUGGUAUUUUCUCCUCUGCGUAAACUAUUUCUUCUAUGGAGAGACAGUGACGGAUUACUUCUUCACCCUGGUCCAGAGAGAGGAGCCUCUGCGGAUUCUCAGUAAAUACCACCGAUUCAUUUCCUUCACUCUCUACCUAACAGGGUUCUGCAUGUUUGUGCUGAGUCUGGUCAAGAAGCAUUAUCGACUGCAGUUCUACAUGUUUGGCUGGACCCACGUAACAUUACUGAUUGUCGUAACCCAGUCACAUCUAGUUAUCCACAACCUGUUUGAAGGAAUGAUCUGGUUUAUUGUCCCCAUUUCUUGUGUGAUCUGUAAUGACAUCAUGGCCUACAUGUUUGGCUUUUUCUUCGGUCGAACCCCACUCAUCAAGCUCUCCCCGAAGAAGACCUGGGAAGGGUUCAUUGGCGGCUUCUUUGCCACUGUGGUGUUUGGCCUUCUGCUGUCCUACGUGAUGUCCGGGUACAGAUGCUUCGUCUGUCCUGUGGAGUACAACAACGACACCAACAGCUUCACUGUGGACUGUGAGCCCUCAGACCUGUUUCGUCUGCAGGAGUACAACAUUCCUGGGGUGAUCCAGUCGGUCAUUGGCUGGAAAACGGUCCGGAUGUACCCCUUCCAGAUCCACAGCAUCGCCCUCUCCACCUUCGCCUCGCUCAUCGGCCCCUUUGGAGGAUUCUUCGCAAGUGGAUUUAAACGAGCCUUUAAAAUCAAAGACUUUGCCAAUACCAUUCCUGGCCACGGAGGCAUCAUGGAUCGCUUUGACUGCCAGUAUCUGAUGGCCACCUUUGUCAACGUAUACAUCGCCAGCUUUAUCAGGGGCCCUAACCCGAGUAAACUGAUCCAGCAGUUCCUGACCUUGCGGCCAGAUCAGCAGCUCCACAUCUUCAACACGCUCAAGUCUCACCUGACGGACAAGGGGAUUCUGACAGCUACCGCGGAGGAUGAGUAGGGACCGCCAGGACCGGGAGAGCAGGGGCAGGACUGAGCGAGGGGCAGGGCUCCAAGGCAAGCCCAGAGGCAUGACUCCGACAAUGAAAAGGCUUCGACUCACUGUCUUUGUUUUUUUUUUGUUUUGUUUUGUUUUGUAGAGUGUUUUUUAUUUGUGGUUGUUAAAAAAAAUCUGUAUAUAUGGUCUAUAUGUUUAUAAUUUGUGUUGUGAGUAAGUUACAGCUUUGCAUUGGAAAGAAGUCACAGGGGUAAAGCCAUUUCGGUUUCUAAAAGUAUUUGCCAACCUGGAGGAUAGGAUCGCUCGGCUCAGGAGUGUCUAUGGUGAUCUGAAUCCCCAUCAAUGGAACCGUUCCUGGCUCAGUUAGACAGUAGGCAUCCAUCGUGCCCACCCAUUUCAGGGGCUCUCUCACCUGGGCAGGAUAGGCAGCUUUUACCAGCAGAGCAUUCACCUGGGCUUCCUACAGUCCCUGCCAUGGAGCUCUGAGAGAUUUGCUUUCUGUUGGCCAAAGGAUAAGUAUUCUCGCUCCACCGAACUCCCGCAGAGGGUAAAUUAUGCUCUGCUUUAUGAUAUGAUUUCACUAUAUGCCCUCACCAAUCUUUUUUUCAGAAAGCACGAAAAAUUAUUUAUAGUAGUCUGGAGGAAAACACUGUACCAUUUCAAGCAUAUGCAGUAGAAUGUACCGUCACUGCACCCUUCCCCUGAGUUUUAGCUCAAGUGUCUCUUGGAGGGUGGUCCAGCUACCUGCUUCUUUUCAGGGGCGAUGCCGUUCACGUUUGGGCUGUAGACUUGCUGCUGCUGGUCCUUUCUGGGGGCUUUCCCGUUAGGCAGGGAGCAGAGGGCUUCUUGGUCAUGCAUCCUUCGCCUGAACACCCAUGUAGCUGCUGUGUCAU
Tupaia belangeri chinensis (Chinese tree shrew) is the source of this 2171-nucleotide messenger RNA. RefSeq names its product phosphatidate cytidylyltransferase 2. Lineage: Eukaryota; Metazoa; Chordata; Mammalia; Scandentia; Tupaiidae. Gene Ontology annotation, cellular component: endoplasmic reticulum membrane. Gene Ontology annotation, molecular function: phosphatidate cytidylyltransferase activity. The record is from RefSeq and is a predicted model, not a curated record.